This is a messenger RNA of Styela clava, 2514 nucleotides long. RefSeq names its product protein O-mannosyl-transferase TMTC1-like. The record is from RefSeq and is a predicted model, not a curated record. Gene Ontology annotation, molecular function: protein binding. NCBI's taxonomy places the organism in Eukaryota, Metazoa, Chordata, Ascidiacea, Stolidobranchia, Styelidae.
AUCUAUUUUAAUUAUUUUGAAACACUUUAUUUUAAUAUUUGUGUCAGGAGACAAGGAGAGUUACUAAUAUACCAAUGCUACUUGUUUACAAAAUGAAAAGCAUGUAGGAUCACAUGUAGCACAAAUCAAGAUGGUUCCUGUUAAUGAAUUGUCUAUCCGCAAACGAAAUGACAGAAAAUUUGAAUAUGAAUGCAAUAACGACUGCAAAUUUGGAGAUGGCUCGGAACAAGUUAUGGCAGGAAAAGAGGAAGCAUCAGCCAACACUACGUCAAAAAUAGAUUCUGUAUGUCUGUUACAGUGUGUCGGAAUAUUUGGCGUUGCAUUUGGAAUUUAUUCUAAUACAUUAUAUGGGGACUUUAUACAUGAUGACAAUCCUGCUAUUUUACGGAAUCCUGAUGUCAAGGGAUCAAAUAGAUUACUGAGUGUUUUCAAAAACGAUUUCUGGGGGACACCGAUGUCAAGCAACGUAAGUCACAAAUCUUACAGGCCAAUUUGCAUUCUUAUGUUUCGAUUUGAACAUUAUCUGUUUGGAUACAACCAAUUUUUCUUUCAUGUUACAAAUGUAUGUCUGCAUUCAGUGGUGUCUGUUCUAUUCUGGAUUGUUUGCAAUCGUGUAGUAUUCAAGUCCAAAACGAACUGCAAAAUUUUAUCUUUCGUAAGCGCAAUUUUGUUUGCGCUUCAUCCAAUACACACGGAAGCUGUAGCAAAUAUAGUCGGAAGAGCUGAACUUUUGUCAUCGCUCUUCUAUCUACUAUCGAUUCUGUGCUAUAAUAUAUCACUGAAGCGAGAAAUUCAGCAUGGAUGUAAAAUUACCGACGAAAAAGGGGAUAAAAACGGCAAUGAGAAGAAUGAUGAAAUAAGAGUAUUACUAAAUGCCAUGAGCUGUAAAGUUUGGUUGAAGAUAUAUUUCUUUUCUUCACUACUGUUAGUCACAUUUGCGAUGCUAUCGAAAGAAAGUGGAAUAACAAGUUUGGGUAUAAUGCUCGUAAUGGAAUUUAUUCACAUGAGAGGAUCAUCAAUAAAAAGUUCAGGAAAAGUAGUAUUGCAUGUUUAUCGCGCAAUAGCAGUUACAUGUUGGAUAACAUUGCUCCUUAUUUUUCGAUUAGCAGUAAUGAAUUGGACGCAGCCAAUAUUUGCAAAACCUGAUAACCCUGCUUCCCAAAGUCGUAAUUUUAUGACUCGACUUCUUACUUAUUCAUAUCUGGUUUGGAUUAAUUUCAAGCUAUUGGUUGCACCCGUUUAUUUACUUUAUGACUGGUCUUACGGCACUGUCCCGAUAAUAACAUCUAUAUUCGAUAUUCGUAAUUUUGUCACGUUACUGUUUGGGAUAUCUAUAAUUAUUAUAACCUUUCGAAUAGCAUUUGCUACGUGGAAAACGGGCAUUAUCAAUCCAUCCUGUUACGGAUAUCUCUUGUUGUUUAUUCCCUACCUACCUGCAUCAAACCUUUUUUUUCCUGUCGGCUUCGUCAUUGCAGAAAGAACUCUGUACAUGCCUAGCAUGGGCUACAUUAUUCUACUUGUCGUUUUCUGGGAAUAUAUCUAUAACCGCUUCCAUAAUAUUCAUAAAGUUCUGAAAGCGAUAAUCAUUUCAAUAAUGCUUUUGUAUGGCAUAAGAACGUGGGUUCGGAACCAGGAUUGGCAAAAUAAAGAAACAUUGUUCAAUUCCGGCGUGCAUACAGCACCACAGAAUGCAAAAAUCAGAUACAACUGGGGAAAUUUUCUGCGAGACAAUGGACGGUACAGAGACGCCAUGUUAGAGUACGAAGAAACCUUGAAGUUGUACCCUAGCUACGCUGGAGCUCUAAACAACUUGGCAAUCAUAUUGGAAAUGAACCACUCUACCUGCGCAAGGGCGGAGGGGCUAUACGUAAGAUUAAUACGACUGGAACCAAACCGGAUUGAUUCCUACAAAAACCUAGCUGAUCUUCACAUGCGGAAAAAGCGAUACGAUUCUGCAGUUGAUGUGUAUUCACGUAUUUUUGAUGAAUUCGGAACUCAUGUAGCACACGUCAUCUCAUUUGCAGAGAUGUUGUACAAGAACAAUUUGACAAAUCAAGCCGAACGACUUCUAGCGAGGGUACUAUCACAAUAUUGCACUGUACAGAAGGACGGUGAAAUCAUAAACAUAAUAUUUAAGAGUCAAAAUUUUAAACGGGCCUCCUCGUGCAUAUCCAAUACAAAUGAGCUACAUACCGUAUAUACUUUAUAUACUAAGAUCGCAACUAAAAAGCUUACUCCGAAGGAGUUGAGUAUUUUAUUAGAGCGAUCUGUCACUCUUGAAUCAAUCCAAUACAUUUAAGAGAAAUAACGCCAAUGCACUGAAUUUCAAAAAUAUUAACACCAAAACAAAUACUGUAUAAAAUGAGUUCUGAAAAUUAUGUACUAUUGUUUUUAAUAUUUUGAUGCGUAAUAUACUGUGAAUUUUACUAUUUUGUAACUUGUUUGCUGUUUAUAUUACGUUUAUUGCAUAUAUACACAGCAACACUAUAUAUAUACGAGGUGAUAUCAGUGUUA